UUCUCAUUUCAAUGUCCCAACUAUAUCUUCGUGUCCAUAAUUUUCUCCCGUAUUCAUUUUCUCUGUCCUAAUUAUAAAUCCUCUCCGUCUGUAACGGCUCCGUCACUCUAGCAGUUACCACUAUUACUGUGACCGAAAUAGAUAACGGAGGAACACAGCUGGCGAUGAACACGUCGAAGAUGCGCCGGAAAGUUGUUCCGGCGGCGGUAGAUAACGGCGAUUCAGCCGACAAACUUGACCAGCUCCUCCUCUCCGCCUCCAUCUGCAACGGUGAAGACGUCGGGCCCUUCGUUCGAAAGGCGUUUGCUUCCGGCAAGCCUGAAACCCUCCUUCACCACCUCCGCCACUUCGCUCGAUCCAAGGAAUCCGAAAUCGAGGAUGUCUGUAGAGCACACUACGAAGACUUCAUCACCGCCGUCGACGAUCUCCGAUCUCUUCUCUCCGACGUCGAUUCUCUCAAAUCUUCACUCUCCAACUCCAACUCUCAACUCCAGUCCGUCGCCGUGCCUUUGCUAACGACGCUCGAUUCCUUCGUCGAAGCUCGAAACAAAUGCACAAACAUAACUCUCGCUAUCCUAUCCCUCCGCACGUGCGUACAGUUAGUCGAGCUUUGCUCACGCGCCAAUCGUCACCUCUCAGAGAACAAUUUCUACAUGGCGUUGAAGUGUGUGGACUCGAUUGAGAGAGAGUUUAUGAACAAAACACCGUCUUCUACUCUCAAACGAAUGCUUGAGAAGCAGAUCCCUGCGAUCCGUUCGCAUAUCGAACGGAAAAUCAACAAAGAGUUCGGCGAUUGGCUUGUCGAGAUCCGUGUGGUUAGCCGGAACUUAGGGCAAUUAGCUAUAGGACAAGCCUCGGCGUCGAGGCAGAGAGAAGAAGAGCUCAGAAUGAAGCAACGACAAGCUGAGGAACAGAGUAGACUCAGUCUUAGGGAUUGUGUUUAUGCUUUGGAAGAAGAAGACGAUGACGGAUUUAACGGAAUCAGUGCUGAGGCAAACGAUGGUAAUGGAAUAUUAGGUUUUGAUUUGACGCUGUUGUAUAGGGCUUAUCACAUAAACCAAACUCUAGGACUUGAAGAUAGAUUCAAGCAGUACUAUUUCGAGAAUCGCAAGCUUCAGUUGACUUCAGAUUUUCAGGUAUCUUCAAUGACGCCCUUUCUUGAAUCUCACCAGACUUUUUUCGCGCAAAUUGCUGGAUUUUUCAUUGUGGAAGAUAGAGUUUUGAGGACCGGUGGUGGGUUGGUUUCGAAAUUGGAGGUGGAGAAUUUAUGGGAUACUGCUAUGAGUAAAAUGUGUUCUGUUUUGGAAGAUCAGUUUUCUAGAAUGCAAACUGCGAAUCAUUUAUUAUUGAUUAAAGACUAUGUGAGUUUGCUUGGAGUUACAUUGCGUAGAUAUGGAUACCCUGUUGAGGCUUUGCUAGAUGUGUUGAGCAAGCACAGGGAUAAGUAUCAUGAACUUCUUUUAUCUGAUUGUCGAAAGCAGAUAACUGAGGCCCUUGCUGCAGAUAAAUUUGAGCAAAUGUAUAUGAAAAAGGAAUACGAGUAUAACAUGAAUGUGCUGUCAUUUCAGUUACAGACGUCGAAUAUUAUGCCUGCGUUUCCUUAUGUUGCACCAUUUUCAUGUACUGUGCCUGAUUGCUGUAGAAUUGUACGGUCGUUUAUUGAGGACUCGGUGAGUUUCAUGUCAUAUGGUGGUCAGCUUGAUUUCUAUGAUGUGGUGAAGAAAUACUUGGAUCGGCUUUUGACUGAGGUCCUGGAUGGAGCCUUGUUGAAGCUCAUUAAUACGUCUAUUGGUGGCGUCACCCAAGCAAUGCAGAUGGCAGCUAAUAUGGCUGUGUUUGAACGUGCAUGUGACUUUUUCUUUCGUCAUGCUGCACAGCUUUCAGGGAUUCCAUUGAGAAUGGCAGAGAGGGGGAGGAGACUGUUUCCUUUGACUAAAGCCCGUGAUGCUGCUGAAGAGAUGCUUUCUGGUCUGCUUAAGCAAAAGGUUGACGGGUUCCUUUUGCUGAUUGAGAAUGUGAACUGGAUGGUGGAUGAUCCUCCGCAGGGUGGAAAUGAGUAUGUGCAUGAGGUGACCAUAUUUCUUGAAACUCUAGUUUCUACUGCCCAGCAGAUCUUGCCUGUUCAAGUUCUGAAAAGAGUUUUACAAGAUGUUCUAUUUCAUAUAUCAGAGAUGAUUGUCGGGGCUUUACUAGGGGAGUCGGUUAAAAGGUUCAACAUAAAUGCUAUUAUGGGUCUUGAAGCUGAUGUCAAAAUGUUGGAAUCAUUUGCUGAAUCCCAAGCUACUCUCUUAUCUGAGGCAGAGGCUAGCCAGUUGAAAGCAGCAUUGGCUGAGUCUAGGCAGUUGGUUAAUCUACUCUUGAGCAACCAUCCAGAAAAUUUCCUGAAUCCAGUUAUUAGAGAGAGAAGUUAUAAUGCUUUGGACUACCGCAAAGUUGUGACUAUUUCGGAGAAGUUAAGGGAUCAAUCUGAUAGGCUUUUUGGGUCUUUUGGCACAAGGGGAUCUAAGACGAACACUAAGAAGAAAUCUCUUGAUGCAUUGAUAAAAAGACUGAAAGAUGUUAACUGAAUCAGCAAAUAUCUGUAUGUUUUGUUCCUUGAGAGAUCUCCAUAUUGUAGUUGUGUUGAUUACUUGUUGGUAUCAUAUCUAGCUUCUCUUCAAAAUUGCCUACCAUUUGUGUAUUUUUUAUUUCAAUAGUUCCACAUUGAUUGCUGUAUUCAUUUCUUCAGAGAACAUUUAUGUUCCUUGUUAAUUGUCAUAUUCUUUUGCAACUUA
Molecule: messenger RNA, 2774 nt
Organism: Nicotiana attenuata
Lineage: Eukaryota; Viridiplantae; Streptophyta; Magnoliopsida; Solanales; Solanaceae
Product: exocyst complex component SEC15B
Exons: 1
Coding region: 165-2567 (800 amino acids)
Biological process (GO): exocytosis; intracellular protein transport; Golgi to plasma membrane transport
Cellular component (GO): membrane; exocyst
Source: RefSeq, a predicted model, not a curated record